CUGGUUAGGUUGAUUCGCUCAGGGACAGCUGUUGAGAGAAACGGUCACGUAGAGCCAAAUAUAUAUAUAUAUUUUUACUUGUUUAGAGACAUAUUUUUUGUAUGUUAAUUUGCCUAUGGUACAACACACACUUGGUCAUUCGGUAGUCAGCUUUUAAAGGGGAUGAAAAGGCUCAAGAGGAAGAAACAAAACGCAGGAGUUGGGGUGGAUGGGAAUGGAUCUAUCACAAGAGAUUGUGGGAGGAAACAGAAGUUGGCAGAGAUCCACCAGGCUUUGAUCAGUGAUCCAGUCGACAUUGAGACCCUAAGGAGAGCAGCAGCCAGCAAGGGAGGCCUUCUCACAGACGAACUAAGGAGGAAAGUCUGGCCCAAGCUACUGAAUAUCAAUGUGUACGAUCUACCACAUAAACCUGGUCGAGAUGUGAGGGAGAACCACAAGGACUACAACCAAGUAGUCCUGGAUGUCAGGAGGUCCACGAAGCGGUUCCCUAAAGGUAUGCCAGCCACAGAGAGAGCUGUGCAUCAGGAGCAUCUCAUUGGCAUCAUACUGGAGGUUUUGAAACGCAACCCUCAGCUCCAUUACUACCAAGGCUACCAUGAUGUGGCCGUCUCUUUGCUGCUGGUAGUUGGGGAGCGGAUGGCCAUCGCCAUGCUGGAGACACUGUCCAAUUAUCAUCUCAGAGAUUUCAUGGAUCCUACUAUGGACAGCACUAAACACAUUUUAAACUACCUGAUGCCCAUAUUGGAACAGGUUGAUACAGAACUACAUGACUUCAUGAUCAGAGCGGAGGUGGGAACCAUAUUUGCACUGUCCUGGCUCAUUACAUGGUACGGCCACGUGCUGUCAGAGUUCAAACACAUCCUGAGACUCUACGACUUCUUCCUGGCCUCACACCCACUGAUGCCCAUCUACCUUGCCGCUACGAUUGUGUUGUACAGAGAGAAGGAGGUGAAGCAGACAGAGUGUGACAUGGCCAUGGUUCACCACCUCCUCUCCCGCAUACCCCAGGAUCUUCCAUACGAACAUCUGAUUGGCCAGGCUCAGGACCUGUUCGAUCAGUACCCUCCAUCUUUACUGGCCAAGCGGGCAGCAUUGCAGUCUCGGAAAAGUCUGUCCAUCAGCACCUUCCAGGCCUUUCAGCUCUCCACCCUUCACCAGAGGCCCGACUCUGUUCUCCAACGCCUCACCAAGGCCCAGGGCUCCACCACCUCCAGACAUGGCCUGGCAGCAGCUUUGCCGCGGGACCAAGGCCAGCCGUGGGGGAAGGCGAGCAGGAUGGUGAAGAUGGCAGUGUGGGGGCUAUCUGCUACGCUAGGGGCGGCCGUGUUCGCUGUGGCUCAGACGGCUAUGGACUGGGGACCUGAGAUGUUACUACAACUGUUCUGAUGUGGCGGUGGGGAUUUAGACUGAGAGACACACACACUGACACAUGGUGACAGCAGACACACAUCUGCUCUUCAGUUGGAAUAACAAUAAACAAACAUACAUGCACAAAAAAAGAUGCUGAAGACUUGAAGCCACUUGUUGAAGCAGGAGGAGGUCAGUUACCCGGUGCCAAACAGGUUGUUGUUAAUCAACCAUGAUGAACAUAUGUUAACCACUAUCCAGCCUCAGGAUGUCUGUGCAUAUGUGUGCGUGCAGAUGUAUGUGUGUUGUAUGUUUCUGAGCAACAUGUCAGAUAUACCACAUGUGAACAGUGAUGGAUAACUGAACAGGCCUAAUGUUUUUUGAUUGAAACUACGCUUGGGCCCCUGGGCCAGAGCCUCUGUGUGAAGUGACAGUAAACAUUUCUUUUUGAAAAGUCAAUCAAAUGACCACAAAAAGAGACAGUGCCCCAAACGACCACAAAGAAAUGCAAAACUACUCAAAAGAGAGGCAAAGCAGCUACAAAGAAAUGCAGAUCAACCACAAAGAGACACAAAAGACCAGAGACACGCAAAAUUACCAGAGACAUGCAAAACGACCAAAAAGAGACUCAAAACAACCAAAAAGAAAAGCAAAACAACCACACAAAGAAACUCAAAACAUCUACUAAAGACACAGAACAACCACAAAUAGACACAGAACAACCACAAAUAGACACAGAACAACCACAAUAGACACAAAACGACCACAAAGAGAAUCAAAAUGAUUACAAAAAGAUGCACAAUUACCAAAAAGGGUUGCAAAUUGACUACAAAGAGAUGUAAAGCAACCAGAGACACGCAGAACAACCACAGACACCCAGAACUACAACAAAAAGAUACAAAAUGUUGCUUUGUGUCUAUUUCUGUCUGGGCCUCUUGCUCCUAUGUAGGAGGGAUGGGGUGCAUUUACAUGUUUGUGCCCAGGAGCCCAUUGUCUCACAAUCCGCCAGUGCAUAUGAGACACUAACACACCUUUGCUUUCUCAGGCUGUUGCUCACACGCCAUUGGUGGAACAUUUUACAUGUGUCUCGGUGUGUUUCCUGUUAGCUGAUUUAUUUUGCUGAUAACUUGUUUUUAGCAUGUCAUGCUUGUUUUGUUGCAAUUCUGUUGAUGGCGUUUUAAUGCGCUUGUUGGAUCAGCAGCCAUAUCUGAGAGCCAAAAUGCCUGAAGCCAGCACAAUGACACAUGAAUACAAAUUAUUAAAGACCGGUGUUUUCCGCU
This is a messenger RNA of Micropterus salmoides (largemouth bass), 2627 nucleotides long. RefSeq lists its product as uncharacterized. The record is from RefSeq and is a predicted model, not a curated record. The transcript has 10 exons. Gene Ontology annotation, cellular component: endoplasmic reticulum membrane. Gene Ontology annotation, molecular function: GTPase activator activity. NCBI's taxonomy places the organism in Eukaryota, Metazoa, Chordata, Actinopteri, Centrarchiformes, Centrarchidae. Gene Ontology annotation, biological process: positive regulation of GTPase activity; endoplasmic reticulum to Golgi vesicle-mediated transport. The coding region runs from base 163 to 1386 and encodes 407 amino acids.